Molecule: messenger RNA, 1707 nt
Organism: Diatraea saccharalis (sugarcane borer)
Lineage: Eukaryota; Metazoa; Arthropoda; Insecta; Lepidoptera; Crambidae
Source: the annotation of a GenBank genome assembly
UGUAGCUAGCUACAUAUUCUUAAUCUGUGGACAUUAUUAUCGUGACACGGUGAUGGACUUUUGUGAAAUGUGAAAUCUAAAUACUAAUUUGUUAAGAGUAUGUGUAUAUUUAAGUGAUAAUUGAAUAAAAUUAUAGUUAAUAUGGAUCAAAGUAAUCGGACGAGAAGAAAUGAUUUAGACAUAGACAGUUUUAGAAGUGAUGAACCAGGGUUUGACAGAGCUCGUAUGAGAAGACAGUCUGGCGGCUUUGUAGAUCUUGGAAAUGAAUCACAAUAUGGAACAGGUGGACACCAAGCCUCUGGAGCCAACGAAAUAUUUGCGGAUAUUCAGGGUGACAUUCCAUGGUGGAAAUCUAAUUUUUUCAUAUCACAACCAGUACUUUUUGGUACAUGGGAUGGAGUGUUUACAUCAUGUCUUAUAAAUAUUUUUGGGGUAAUAGUCUUUUUAAGGUCUGGUUGGAUUGUGGGUCAAGCUGGCCUUGUUAAUGCAGUAUUUAUUGUAUUGUUUACAGUGUUUAUUGCCUUGAUCUCUGUACUAUCUGCAGUAGGCAUAUGUGACCGAUGCAGAAUAGAAAGUGGAGGAGUAUAUUUUCUGCUAGCUCACACUCUUGGAUCAAGAAUGGGUGGAGCCUUGGGAAUCAUAUAUUGCUUUGGACAGGCUGUAGGAUGUGCACUAAAUGUUGUGGGAUUUGGAGAGUCUAUGGCUAACUUAGUAGGAUUAGAUAAUGCAUGGGCUGCCAAAGGAUUUGCAAUUGCUGCUGUGUUAUUACUUGGAACAAUCAAUGUUGCUGGAGUGAAAUGGGUUGUAAAGUUACAGUUUGCACUUUUGUUAGUCAUUUUAUUAGCAGCUCUCGACUUCUUUGUGGGAUCUUUUACAACCACACCAACCAAAGAAUUCCAAGGUUGGUUCAAUAGUACAAUCACAAAUAAUACAUGGUCUAAUUAUGAAGAAGGAUACUCUUGGUUCAAAUGCUUUGGAGUUUUCUUCCCCACUAUAACUGGUAUACUGGCUGGAAUCAAUAUGAGCGGAGACCUAAAAAAUCCCUCUGUAAAUAUUCCCAAUGGCUCUCUAGCUGCUAUUGGUACAGGAACUUUCCUGUAUCUGAUGUUCGUUAUCACAUUAGCUGCGACUGUUACCCGAGACGCUUUGUUGAACACUUUCUCGAUAACAGCGGAUAUAUCGGCUGUGAGAGUACUCCUUCUAGCGGGCCUAUAUGUAAGCUCAAUGAGCUCUUGUCUUGGCGCCAUGUAUGGGACGCCAAGGGUAUUACAGAGUAUAGCCAACGAAAAAGUUAUACCUGGACUUGCUAUUCUUGGACAUGGUAGAGGCCCCAACAAAGUACCGAUAUAUUCAAUGGUAGUAGUAGCUAUAGUAACAACCACAUUCAUCAUCAUAGGAGGCAUCAACCAGCUCGCACCCAUCGUCACAAUGCCCUUCCUUAUCACUUAUGCUAGUAUAGAUUACUCUUAUUUUGCGCUCGCACAGACAUUUGAUUUGCAACAUAAACGUGAGAUGAGAUUCCAAGGAAAUUCUCAACGUGAUACGCAUGUAUAUGGCGCUACUGGAAGCGAUCUAGACCUACUAUUCCCAGAGAGAAUUCGUCAUAAGAAUGUCGGCGUAAGUUAUCAAAUAAUCUUAAAUUAAGGCUGAAGUUCACCGACUGUCGGUUAAACAUCGAUUAUCCAUCUUUUAAAACGAAUGUAGGAA